Messenger RNA from Metopolophium dirhodum (rose-grain aphid), 1481 nucleotides. RefSeq names its product E3 ubiquitin-protein ligase rnf8-A-like. Bases 242 to 1207 code for a protein of 321 amino acids. Gene Ontology annotation, molecular function: metal ion binding. The record is from RefSeq and is a predicted model, not a curated record. The transcript has 8 exons. Lineage: Eukaryota; Metazoa; Arthropoda; Insecta; Hemiptera; Aphididae.
GGACACGCCUACCAAGCUAUCCACACGGAGCCGGUGCGUACGUAUACUAACUGCGUAUAUUGCAUACAAGCCACGUACUCGUCGGGCGCGCAACCACCUCAAUACAUCAUACACAGCAGCCAGCCACACGAUACCGUUGUUGGACGACGUAGGUAGACUACACCGCAACGGUUAACAGCGACGUUACGCGGACUUGCAGAUAACACCCUACAACAACAGGAGCCUACGACGAUUAUCCACCAUGUUCUCCAUGUAUUCUUCUUCGGUUUGUUUGUAUUACAUGAGAGGGUCAUGCCGGUUCGGCAACCAUUGCUGGAACUCGCAUGAUCUAGGAACCGUCCGCACCGACAUGUACAAUAUAUACGAGGAUGAGGAAAUCAACUUUGUUGUUGGAGCAAGGAGAGAAACUACUCCGAUGACUGCUUCACCAAAUAGAAGUGUUUCUGGACCUAGACAAAAAAAUCAAGUUCUUCCUGAUUCAGCAAAUAAGUCAUCGGAAACUCAUGAAGCCGCAUCGUCUGCAUCCCAAGAUAAAUGGUGCUUAAAAAAUAUUGAUACUGAGGAGACAAGAACAGGUUCACCCAAUAGUGUGCUUGUAGAAACUGUAAAAAAAUUAAAUGAAGCUGACAAUUUGGUAGAAUCACUUCGUGAACAGCUACGUGUUAAGAAUGAGGAAGACAAUUUUUCUUGGAUUGAAUAUCAAAUGGAACAAUGCCUUAAAAGUGAUCUACAAUGUAAUAUAUGCUAUGAAAUGUUCAUCAAGCCAACUGUGCUUAAUUGCUCUCAUACAUUUUGUCAUGAAUGCAUAGAGUCAUGGACCCGAAGAGUUAAUCACUGCCCAACAUGCCGAGUUUAUGUAAAAAAUAAAUCAUACUGUCUAACUUUACACAACUAUUUGGACAAAAUAGUUGACUGUUUACCAGAUGAAAUAAAAACAAGGCGGGAAACUUUAAAAUUCGAACGCAACAAUAAUAGAGUAUUAACAGUAGAGGUUAGUAAAAGUCAAAGAAAUAAUGCAAGGAGAAGAAACCAUAGAGAUCAGUCCAUACGUGAAGCAUUAGGUGUGCACAUAUGGGGUGAACAUAAUCGAGAUGGUGCUGAAUGGAAUAUUGCCCCGGAAGAACAAUCAUUUGAUGUAUUUGGUAGAAAUAGAGAUGAUUGGGAUGACUGGGAUGAUGAAGUGCCUGAUGACACCUUGCAAAGUUAAGUUUGCAGUUAUUGUGAUAAUAUGGGACACUCAAACUCAGCGUCCAACUGCCCCAAAUAUGGAGGAGAUUGGUGAUAUAUAGUAGAGCUAAUCACUUUUUUCUACUAUCCCAUUAUAUUUUGCUUGCGUUGAAGGCAACACUGUUUUUUCGGGACUUAAUUUUGUAUUUUAUGUAAUUCUUUUUUUACAUAUAUAAUAUAUAUUAUAUUAUAAAUAAAAAUAUAAUAUUUGUAAUGUAGCUGUUUUAAUUAUUAGAAGUAGUUUAUGUCAUGAA